This is a messenger RNA of Lachancea nothofagi CBS 11611, 4974 nucleotides long. NCBI's taxonomy places the organism in Eukaryota, Fungi, Ascomycota, Saccharomycetes, Saccharomycetales, Saccharomycetaceae. The record is from the annotation of a GenBank genome assembly.
AUGAGUGAUUUACCAAUUGACUUCACGGAGUUGGUAGAUUUGACGUCGAUCGGGAUUUCCCCUCAGUCCCUCGAUUUCAGAUCGACAACUUUCGAGAGCGACAGGUUUGUCACAGUAAGGGAAACUAACAAUGGCUCGAAUUCGGUGGCUAUCGUCGAUUUGCAAAAUGGAAACCAAGUAACUCGCAAAAACAUGGGUGGUGACUCGGCCAUUAUGCAUCCGUCGCAAAACGUCAUCUCUGUAAGAGCCCAAGGCACGGUUGUGCAGAUCUUCAACCUCGACACCAAAUCCAAACUCAAGUCGUUUACACUGGAAGAGCCCGUGCUCUUCUGGAAAUGGCUAAGCGAUGAAUUGUUGGGGUUUGUUACUGCUAACUCGUUGUACGUUUCCAAUGUCUUCGACGGAGAAACCUCUAAACAGCCAACAAGAUUGACGCAAAGACAUGCCAAUUUAAAUAAUGCGCAGAUCAUCAAUUUUGUCGCAAAUGCCCAACUUGACUGGUUUGCAGUCGUCGGUAUCAUACAGGAGAAUGGCCGCAUUGCAGGUAAAAUUCAACUAUUUUCCAAGGCUCGUGGGAUUUCUCAGGCCAUAGAAGGCCAUGUCGCAACAUUCUCCACAAUUUUGCUAGAGGGCAAUUCCACACCAGUGCAGGUCUUUGUUACUGGUAACAAGAAUGCUUCCGGCACCGGCGAGCUACGGAUUAUUGAGAUCGAUCACAAUAGCUCUAACCCAGUGUCUUACCAGAAGAAAAAUGUCGAUAUCUUUUUUCCUCCAGAUGCGGUCAAUGAUUUUCCAAUUUCAGUUCAAGUCUCAGAGAAAUACGGUGUGAUUUACGUUUUAACAAAACACGGUUUCAUCCACCUGUAUGAACUUGAAACCGGGGCCAACUUGUUUGUUAACCGUAUCACAGUAGAACCCGUUUUCACUGCUACAACCUACAACCAGAAAAAUGGUAUCGCGUGCAUUAACCGUAAGGGCCAGAUCUUGGCAGUCGAAAUUUCAAAAGACCAGAUUGUUCCUUACGUACUCAACAAGCUCUCCAAUGUCUCGCUGGCACUUACGAUGGCUUCCAGAGGUGGACUUCCAGGUGCCGACGACCUCUUUAAUAAACAGUUCGACACUUUGCUAGCCUCGGGUGAUUAUCAGAAUGCCGCCAAAGUAGCAGCUUCUUCGCAGCAAUUGCGUACUCAAACGACCAUCAAUAGAUUGAAAAAUAUCCAGGCUCCUCCAGGUGCCAUUUCUCCUAUCUUGUUGUACUUUUCGACUUUAUUGGACAAGGGAAAACUGAAUAAGUACGAGACCAUAGAGUUGGCUAAACCAGUUUUGCAGCAAGACCGCAAACAAUUAUUUGAGAAAUGGUUGAAAGAAGACAAGCUAGAAUGCUCCGAAGAACUUGGUGAUGUGGUGAAGCCUUUUGAUACGACGUUGGCCCUGGCAUGCUACCUGAGGUGCGAGGCACACUCGAAAGUUGUUACAUGUUUGGCCGAGUUGCAACAAUUUGAUAAGAUUUUGCCUUAUGCUCAAAAGGUUGGUUACCAACCCAACUAUGUCGUUUUGAUUUCCAACUUGUUAAGGACGUCGCCGGACAAAGCCUCUGAGUUUGCGGUAAGUCUAUUACAGUCCCCCGAAACGUCUUCCCAGCUAGAUAUUGAGAAGAUUGCAGAUAUUUUCUUCACUCAAAACUUAGUUCAACAAGGUACUUCUUUCUUGUUGGACGCUUUGAAGGGCGACACUCCUGAUCAGGGCCAUCUACAAACCCGCGUAUUGGAGGUUAAUUUGCUGCAUGCUCCUCAAGUGGCAGAUGCCAUACUGGGAAAUAACAUAUUUAGUCACUUUGACAAGCCAACGAUUGCUUCUCUGGCGGAAAAAGCAGGACUCUAUCAAAGAGCGCUUGAAAAUUAUACCGAUAUUAAGGACAUCAAGCGCAGCAUCGUCCAUUCUAGCUCCAUCCCUACUGAUUGGUUGGUUAACUAUUUCGGAAAGCUCAAUGUGGAACAAAGCAUUGCUUGCCUCAGGGCUCUUCUCGAUGAUAAUCAACAACAGAAUGUUCCUAUUGUCAUUCAAGUGGCAACCAAGUUUUCCGAUUUGAUUGGCUCCCAAGUACUGAUUAAGUUGUUCGAGGAAUACAGAUCGUCAGAAGGUUUAUAUUACUACCUGGCUUCCCUAGUAAACCUCACCGAGGACAAAGAUGUCGUGUUUAAAUUUAUCCAGGCAGCUGCUAAGGCGGGUCAAUACAAGGAAGUUGAAAGAGUGGUCAGAGACAACAACGUCUACGAUCCAGAAAGGGUAAAAAAUUUACUGAAAGAUUUAAAGCUACCGGACCAAAUGCCACUAGUAAUUGUUGCCGACCGUUUCGGCUAUAUUCAUGAUUUAAUCUUGUACCUGUACAAGGCUCAAGAUUUCAAGUUUAUCGAGGUUUAUGUCCAACAAGUAAACCCUUCGAAAACUCCACAAGUUAUUGCUGCUUUACUGGAUGUGGACUGCGACGAAAGGGUGAUCAAAAAUCUUUUGAUAACAGCUCUAGGUCAAGUUCCAAUUGGGGAGCUUACCGCAGAAGUUGAGAAGAGAAACAGACUUAAAAUAUUGCUCCCUUUCUUAGAAGCUACUCUGCAGCAAGGAAGUCAAGACCAAGCCGUUUUCAAUACCUUGGCCAAAAUUUACAUCGACUCGAAUAACUCUCCCGAGACCUUUUUGAAAGACAACAACCAAUACGACACACUUGACGUCGGUCGUUAUUGUGAGAAAAGAGAUCCUUACCUUGCAUAUAUCGCUUAUGAAAAAGGUUCUAAUGAUGAAGACCUUAUCAGAAUUACAAAUGAGAAUAGCAUGUACAAAUACCAAGCUAGGUAUUUGUUGAAACGCUCAGAUCUCAACUUGUGGAACACUGUCUUAAGUGACGAAAAUAUGCAUAGACAUCAAUUAAUAGAUGCCGUGGUGGGUACGGGAAUCGGCGAACUGACAGACCCCGAGCCAGUUUCCUUGACCGUGCAAGCUUUCAUGAGCAAUGACUUGAAAGGUGAGCUCAUCAAGCUCUUGGAAAAAAUCAUCUUAGAGCCUUCUCCUUUCAAUGACAAUCCGGCCCUUCAAGGUCUAUUGAUGCUAUCUGCAAUUAGAUACGAACCUUCUAAAGUUAGUGGUUACAUUGAAAAGCUCGAUAAGUUUGACUUGAAUGAAAUUGCUCCUAUGUGUGUCGAGAACGGCUUGAACGAGGAGGCCUUUGAAAUGUACAAUAAAAAUGAGAAAUUUGACAAGGCCCUUCAAGUUUUGGUUGAGGACAUCAUGUCCUUGGACCGUGCCGAAAGCUACGUCGACAAGAUCAACAAAUCUGAACUGUGGUCCCAACUUGGUGCCGCACAAUUAGUCGGGUUGAGACUUCCCGAGGCCAUUGAUUCUUACAUUAAAGCUAACGAUCCAUCGAACUAUGAAAGUGUUAUCGAGGUUGCUGAACAAGCUAAAAAGUACAAAGAGUUGGUACCAUACCUCUUAAUGGCUCGUAACACCUUGAAAGAGACAAAAAUCGACAAUGCCCUCAUUUUAGCUUACGCGGAAUUGGACAAAUUGCACGAGAUUGAGAAUCUAUUGAAUACCUCUACAGUGGCUGAUUUAGACUCAGUCGGCGGAUUACUUUUUGAAAACAAAGAUUUUAAGGCUGCCAAGCUUUGCUUUUCUGCCGUUUCCAAUUACUCUAAGCUAGCGACGACGCUUGUUUAUUUGAACGAUUAUCAGGCCGCAGUUGACACCGCCAGAAAGGCCUCUAAUGUUAGAGUCUGGAGAGAGGUCAGCGACGCCUGUGUUGACAAUAAAGAGUUCAGACUCGCUCAAAUCUGUGGGUUGAAUUUGAUUGUCCAUGCAGAGGAGCUUGAAGAGCUGGUACAAAAAUAUGAAUCUCAUGGAUAUUUCGAGGAGCUCAUUUCCCUUUUUGAGGCUGGUCUUGGCCUAGAAAGAGCUCACAUGGGCAUGUUCACUGAGCUCGCCAUUUUGUAUACCAAGUACGAUUCGAGCAAAACUUAUGAACACUUGAAAUUGUUCUGGUCGAGGAUAAACAUUCCAAAAGUAAUCAGAGCCGUUGAAAGCGCUCACUUGUGGAAAGAAUUGAUCUUCCUCUACGCGCACUACGAUGAAUGGGACAACGCAGCUUUGACGAUGAUUGAAAAGACUGCUGCUGACUUCGAUCACUCGUACUUCAAGGAGAUUGUUGUCAAAGUGUCCAAUCUGGAAAUCUAUUACAAAGCUAUUAAUUUCUAUGUCAAAGAACAUCCUUCUUUACUCAUUGACCUGAUGACUGUAUUGACAUCAAGACUGGACAUCCCAAGAACCAUUCGUAUUUUUACCAAAUCAGACAACCUUCCGCUUAUCAAGCCGUUCUUGGUAAAUGUUUUGCCAACUAAUAACUCUGUUGUUAACCAAGCCUAUCAUGACCUAAUGAUUGAGGAAGAAGAUUACAAGGCGCUACAAGACGCAGUUGACUCAUACGAUAAAUUUGAUCAGCUAGAACUUGCUUCACGUCUAGAGAAGCAUGAUCUGAUAUUUUUCAAGAAGAUAGCCGCACAGCUAUACCGCAGGAACAAGAAAUGGGGAAAGAGCUUGGCAAUUUUCAAAGACGAGAAGUUGUGGGCUGAAGCGAUUCAAACCACAGCCAUCUCACAGAGUACCGAGGUUGCUGAGGAGCUUUUAGAAUACUUUGUUGAGACUGAAAACAAAGAAGCUCUCGUUGCUCUGCUGUACACUGCAUACCACCUCAUCAGAUAUGACGUUGUAUUGGAAUUGGCUUGGUUAAAUUCAUUGGAGAACUUAAUCAAACCCUAUGAAAUCUCAGUUAAAAAGGAACAACAUACCAGCAUCAAAAAGUUGAUAGAAGAAUCCGAAAAGGGCAGCAAAAAAGAGUCUUCGGAUUCUAACGGCGAGUCACUCCUGUUGACUAAUGGAUCGAUGAACUACCAAGCGACUGGGCAAGCUUUUGGAAACUUUAUGUAA